Messenger RNA from Elephantulus edwardii (Cape elephant shrew), 1653 nucleotides. It is a transcript of the gene ARSK, whose product is annotated as arylsulfatase family, member K. NCBI's taxonomy places the organism in Eukaryota, Metazoa, Chordata, Mammalia, Macroscelidea, Macroscelididae. The record is from RefSeq and is a predicted model, not a curated record.
AUGCUGUUCCUAUGGUUGUUGUCCGUGGUCUCCGCCUCAACUGUCGCUGUGCCAGCACCCGAAGCUCGUGGGCAAAGCAAGAGGGCACCUCACACCCAGGUGGAAGCGCCUAAUGUGGUGCUGGUCGUGAGCGACUCCUUCGAUGGAAGACUCACAUUUCAACCAGGAAAUCAGGUAGUGAAACUUCCUUUUGUCAACACCAUGAAAGCUCAUGGCACUACCUUUCUCAAUGCCUACACAAACUCUCCAGUUUGCUGUCCUUCACGAGCAGCACUAUGGAGUGGCCUCUUCAUUCAUUUGACAGAAUCUUGGAAUAAUUUUAAGGGCCUAGAUCCAAAUUAUAUAACAUGGAUGGAUGUCAUGGAGAAGCAUGGCUACAGAACACAAAAAUUUGGAAAAUUGGAUUAUACUUCAGGACAUCAUUCUGUUAGCAAUCGUGUGGAAGCAUGGACAAGAGAUGUGGCUUUCUUACUAAGACAAGAAGGCAGGCCAGUGGUUGAUCUUAUCCCUAAUAAGACCAAAGUAAGAGUGAUGGAAAAAGACUGGACAAAUACAGACAGAGCAGUAAAGUGGUUAAGAAAGGAAGCAGUUAAUUACACUCAACCCUUUGUUCUCUAUUUGGGAUUAAAUUUACCACACCCUUACCCUUCGCCAUCAUCAGGAGAAAAUUACGGAGCUUCAACUUUUCACACGUCUCUUUACUGGCUUGAAAAAGUAUAUGAUAAUGCCAUCAAAAUCCCAAAGUGGUUGCCUCUUUCAGAAAUGCACCCUAUAGAUUAUUACUCAUCUUAUACAAAAAACUGCACUGGAAAGUUUACCAAAAAAGAAAUUAAGAAUAUUAGAGCAUUUUACUAUGCUAUGUGUGCUGAGACAGAUGCCAUGCUUGGUGAAAUUAUUUCGGCCCUAAAUCAGUCAGAUCUUCUCCACAAAACUAUUGUCAUCUUCACUUCAGACCAUGGGGAGCUGGCCAUGGAACACCGACAGUUCUAUAAAAUGAGUAUGUACGAAGCCAGUGUCCAUGUGCCUCUCUUGAUGAUGGGACCGGGAAUUAAGCCCAACCUGCAAGUGUCAAAUGUGGUUUCCCUUGUGGAUAUUUACCCUACUAUGCUUGAUAUUGCUGGGAUUUCUCUACCUCAGAACUUGAGUGGAUACUCUUUGUUGCCACUCUCCUCAGAAAUGUUUAAAAAUGAAUGCAAAUUCAAAUAUUCACAUCCACCUUGGAUCCUGAGCGAAUUCCAUGGAUGUAACGUGAAUGCCUCCACCUAUAUGCUUCGAACUAACCAGUGGAAGUACAUAGCUUAUUCUGAUGGUGUGUCGGUGUUGCCUCAACUUUUUGAUCUUUCCUUGGAUCCAGAUGAACUAACAAAUAUUGCCACAAAAUUUCCAGAUCUUACUUACUCUUUGGACCAAAAGCUUCGCUCAAUUAUAAACUACCCUAAAGUUUCUGCUUCUGUCCACAAGUACAAUAAAGAGCAGUUUAUCAACUGGAAAAAAAGUACCGGGCAAAACUACUCAGAUGUCAUAGCAAAUCUGAGAUGGCAUCAGGACUGGCUGAAAAAACCGAGGAAGUACAAAAGAGCAAUCAGUCAGUGGUUAAAGGCUCACAUUAAUCCAAGAGUUACUCAGAAAUCAUUUUCUAGAGCAACUUAUUAA